Messenger RNA from Aphanomyces invadans, 915 nucleotides. RefSeq lists its product as hypothetical. Gene Ontology annotation, molecular function: protein binding. The record is from RefSeq and is a predicted model, not a curated record. NCBI's taxonomy places the organism in Eukaryota, Oomycota, Saprolegniomycetes, Saprolegniales, Verrucalvaceae. Bases 25 to 786 code for a protein of 253 amino acids. The transcript has 4 exons.
ACCGGUUUGUCGAGAUCUUCGACGAUGAACGGAUGCGCGAUGACGGCGACGCGACUUCUGCUGCUGCUGCAGCUGUGGGUGAUGUCGGGACGUCAGGUCGCAUGGUCGUGCCGCAUCUUCGGGUCUGACACGGGGGAAUGCAAGGAGCAAGCGGACUUUCUGCAGUACAUGCCAUUCUGCGGACCGCUCCUGCCCUACACGACGUGCGUCCCACGUGCUCAGACAUUGUGGUACAAUCACAGCGUCAAGUCCAAGGACCUGUUUCUCGCGCAAAUGUUCAAGAAGAUGAUUGCACAACGGCAGAUCUACGAAGCCGACUUGGAGAUGCUGAAACAAGGGGUCGACGAGUGGGGUGCCCUCGGCGAGAUCGUGCCGCGGUACACCGAGAACAAGGAUUGCCAAGAUGCAUUCCGGAACUACAUGUGCUGGCUCAACUUUCCCCGAUGUGACGACGCUGGCCGCAGCUUGAUCCUGUGUCGCAGCGUGUGCGAAAACUUCUUCAAAGCGUGCAUGCAACACAAAGACCUGUGGCGGUGCGGCGAUCCCCAGUACGUCAACGGGUACUCUGCCGAGAUCAGCACGUUUGCAAACAAGGCUGGCGUUCUGCAAUACUACCGAGCUCCUUUUCCAGGAUCUCCGUUUCGGGACAACGCAUUUACUGCCGAUCGAUUGGAUGCGCUGCCAGUGUGCACACCCAGCCUCCUCAACGCAGCCGAUGGCCCACGUCUUGCCGUGUGGAGUGUCGUGGUGGUGGUUGGAGGAGCGUUGUGGUGGCAGUGUUUCUGAAGCUCAUGGAACUCGUCGGCGGAUUAUUGCACUGGACAUUGCUCCCCCUUCUCUUUGACGUCUUCGUGGAAGAGCGGGCUCGACGCAGCGUGUUGCUCGAGUUGCUCGUGGGAUUUCUGCCGAACGGCC